Cucumis melo (muskmelon) is the source of this 2202-nucleotide messenger RNA. RefSeq names its product sterol 3-beta-glucosyltransferase UGT80A2-like. Gene Ontology annotation, molecular function: hexosyltransferase activity; UDP-glycosyltransferase activity. Gene Ontology annotation, biological process: carbohydrate metabolic process. The coding region runs from base 151 to 1947 and encodes 598 amino acids. The record is from RefSeq and is a predicted model, not a curated record. The transcript has 14 exons. NCBI's taxonomy places the organism in Eukaryota, Viridiplantae, Streptophyta, Magnoliopsida, Cucurbitales, Cucurbitaceae.
GCAGGUCUCAUUUUACAAAUUCACUCUUUUGAUCAACCUACUUAAUCAACCCACCUUUGAAAAUUUUCCACUAUCCCUAAUUACUCCGAUCAUUUGUUCUUCAAACGGUUCAGUUUCAUUCUCUUCCUAAACGAACCUCCCUCAAACUCCAUGGACCAAUUGCAGAUCGACCAUCUUUCCCAUUCUUCUUCCGGUCGUUCUAGCGAUUUCUCUGUAUCCAUGGACUCGGAUGGCGAUGGCGACAGCGACGGCGAUCGGGUUGUCCCUUCUUCUGGAAAUACUGACAGGAAUUCAUCUGGAGAUAGUACUCAAGAUGGAUCAUCAGUAGGUAGGGAAUUAGUUUCUUGUUCAACUAAGCCUACCGAGUUGGGGAAGUCAAGACAGAGUCUUGCAUUGCAUCAUUUGCUGCCAAAUAUUUUUAAUGAAAAAGUUUCUUCAAGGAAGAAGCUCAGGUGGUUGAAAAGGGUUGCCACAGUCAAGGAUGAUGGAACUGUCCAAAUGGAAGUUCCAGAAGGGAUUCAACCAGAAAGUUUUCAUUUUGAAACCGGUGUUCUAGAUGAUGAAGCUGUAGAUGAUGAACCCCUAGACACAGCCAAUGUUUCAUUCAUCCCCCCAUUACAAAUUGUGAUGCUCAUAGUUGGCACAAGAGGAGACGUUCAACCUUUUGUUGCCAUUGGGAAGCGUUUACAGGAGCAUGGCCACAGAGUUAGAUUGGCCACUCAUGCAAAUUUUAAAGAUUUUGUACUCUCUACUGGACUGGAGUUCUUUCCUUUAGGAGGAGAUGCUAAAGUUCUUGCCGACUAUAUGGUCAAGAAUAAAGGAUUCCUUCCAUCAGGACCUUCAGAGAUACAUGCCCAACGAAAUCAUUUGAAGGAUAUUAUUUUCUCAUUACUUCCUGCAUGCCAGGAUGAUGAUCCAGAAUCAAAAAUUCCAUUUAAGGCAGAUGCGAUAAUUGCUAAUCCCCCUGCAUAUGGUCAUACUCAAGUUGCUGAGGCGUUGAAAUUACCCCUUCACGUGUUUUUUACAAUGCCAUGGACGCCCACGAGUGAUUUUCCUCAUCCUCUAGCCCAUGUCAAGCAUCAAAUUGGAUAUAGGUUAUCAUAUAACAUAGUCGAUACUUUAAUUUGGCUUGGAAUUCGUGACAUUAUAAAUAGCUUCAGGAAGAAGAAGCUGAAACUGAGACGAAUAUCAUAUCUCAGUGGACACUACAACAGUCUUUCGGAGGUGCCUUAUGGGUAUAUAUGGAGUCCUCACCUUAUUCCGAAGCCAAAAGAUUGGGGAUCUAAAAUUGAUGUGGUUGGAUUUUGUUUCCUUGACCUUGCUUCAAACUAUCAACCCCCAAGUUCUCUUGUUGAAUGGAUAGAAGCUGGCGAAAGGCCAAUUUACAUUGGAUUUGGCAGCCUUCCUGUUGAACAACCAGAAGAAAUGACGCAGAUUAUAGUUGAAGCUCUGGAAAUUACAGGAAGGAGAGGAAUAAUAAGUAAAGGCUGGGGUGGUCUUGGAAGCUUGGCAGAGCCAAAAGACUUUGUGUACGUGCUGGAUAAUUGUCCCCAUGAUUGGCUAUUUCCGAGAUGCAUGGCUGUGGUACACCACGGGGGCGCUGGAACAACUGCAGCUGGACUCAAAGCAGCUUGUCCAACAACAAUUGUGCCAAUCUUCGGUGAUCAGCAAUUUUGGGGCGAGCGUGUGCAUGGACGGGGACUUGGUCCCCCGCCUAUCCCAAUUGCUGAAUUUUCACUUGAAAAGUUGAUUGAUGCAAUAAACUUUAUGCUUGAUCCCAAGGUAAAAGAGAGGGCUUUGGAUGUGUCAAAGGCCAUAGAAACUGAGGAUGGAGCAGUUGGUGCAGUGAAUGCUUUCCACAAGCAUUUCCAUCGAAAUAGAACUCUGACUAAACCUGAGACUCUUAAACAUGGCUUUUCAGUUAGACGGCUUCUCCAUAUAUCUUAAUGUUUUUAUUCUUUUAGAUACAUACAGUAUCGACAGAAAACUACCUCUCUUACCAAAAGCCAUUAUUGUUGUAUCUUUCGAGUAACCUAUCAAUUCUUGCAAUGUGAAAGAGUCUACCUUUCAUUUUAAGUGUAUUGUUAAACCAGGCAUGUGAGCAAUAUAUCCAACUCUUCACCAAUCUCAUACUCAAACACAGAUGAUAUCAAAGGAAAGAGGAAUGAUUAAUGAUGAGUUCAGUCCUAUAUAUUUUUUUUA